GCCAAGAGGAUCGCUAAAGGGGACUGGGAGAAACACAAGAGAGAUAAAGACCUUGAACCCUACCUACAUGUGAAGCAGGAGUUAUCAGUUGCAGAAGGACUUAUCUUCAGAGAACACCGAAUAGUACUACCGCCGACACUCCAGAGAAAAGUGGUCAGACUAGGACACAGCCUAGGACACUUAGGAAAAACCAAGACCAAGCAAAUGCUGAGAGAGAAGUACUGGUUCCCUCUGAUGAACAGCAUGAUCGACACAGCUAUUGACCAGUGUUAUGAGUGUCAAGUAGCUACGAAAGGAAACAGAGAAGAACCAAUCAAGGUGACCAACAUCCCAAACCGACCUUGGGACACAGUAUCCAUUGACCAUGGUGGACCAUACCCAGAUGGUCACUACAAUCUCGUCCUGAUUGACAAAAGAACCAGAUAUCCAGUGGUAGAGUCAGUACCAUCAACUGACUUCCAGACUAAUAAGGAGAGAUUGAAGCACAUCUUCGCCACCUAUGGAACUCCGAGGAGAAUUGAGAGCGACAACGGACCCCCGUUCAAUUCUAAAGAGUUCAAUGAAUUUGCAGAGCAGGAAGGAUUUCAGCACCAUAGGGUGACGCCCCUUCACCCAAGAGCGAACGGAGAAGUAGAGAGAUUCAUGCAAACCCUAAACAAGACCGAACAAAUUGCAAGUCUGCAAGGCAAAAACCGUCUUGAGAGGAGAAAUGCGGUUCAAGACAUGCUUACUGCUUACAGAUCGACACCACACCCAGCUACUGGAGUCGCACCUUAUGAAGCCCUUAAGGGGACAUCUGUGAGAACGAAGUUGGAUUACAUUGAACCUGAACCACAAAGGAAUGAGAAGGAUGACUUAAUUGACCACAGAGAUGCAGAGUACAAGCAGAAAAUGAAGCGACAGAGAGAAGGGAGAAAGACCAGAGAGAAUAAUCUGCUACUAGGAGACUAUGUGCUUGUCAAGCAGCCAAGGAAGAACAAGUGGAGUACACCCUAUGAACCUGUGUUCUAUGUUGUGUGCAAUAUUCAUGGUUCCCAAAUAACCGCCAGACGUGUCACAGAUGGACGAACAGUCUGCCGAGAUGCCAGCCAAUUUAAGCUAGCAAAUGCAGUUAUCAACACCUCCGAUGAACCAGAGAAGAGUGAGGAAGCACAAACACCACAGGCAGUUGUAGACCUCGAGAUCCCAGAGAAGGUGAAUCCACCAAGUGUACCACCUGAUACAACAGCAAAUGUAGAGAAACCACCCAGUACAGAGAUAUUGGUAAUACCGGAACAGGAAACUGAACGGAAACAAGGAACAGAACCUGACCAGCCAGUGAAUAAACCAGUAGUGACGAGACCCAGACGGGAAAGGCGCCAGCCCUUACAUUUGAAAGACUAUGUGCUAACUUAA
Pocillopora verrucosa is the source of this 1395-nucleotide messenger RNA. Lineage: Eukaryota; Metazoa; Cnidaria; Anthozoa; Scleractinia; Pocilloporidae. The record is from RefSeq and is a predicted model, not a curated record.